AUGCCGCACUCAAGUCUCUUUCGUUCGGAAGAGAUGUCUCUCAUCCAACUCUAUAUACCUCAAGAAACUGCUCCAUAUACUGUGGCAGAAUUAGGAGAGUUGGGUUUGAUUCAAUUUAGAGAUUUGAAUCCUGAUGUCAAUGCAUUUCAACGUGCUUACGUCAAAGAAAUUAGACGUCUCGAUGAAAUGGAAAGACAUUUGCGUUUUUUUGCUGCUCAAAUGGCAAAAUCCGAUAUCGAAAUUAUUGGAGAUGCAACAGGUGCUCGAGCAAAAAGUGCUACAGAAAUUGAUGAACUUGAAGAAAAGAUUAAAGAACAUGAGCGACAUAUUACACAAAUGAAUGAUUCUUAUGAAAAAUUACAAAAACGAUAUUUGGAAUUGACUGAAGCGAGACAUGUAUUACAAGAAACAGCUGAAUUCUUUGAAGAAGCAGUAUCUCGUCAAGAUGAUAUACGAAAUUCUUUUGACGAACCUACAGCUCCUUUAUUGGAACAUCAAGAUCUUGAACAAGGAGAACCAAUUGCAUUUAGCAAUCUUAAUCUUGGAUUUGUGGCAGGAGUUAUUUCCCGAGCAAAAAUGCAAACCUUUGAACGUAUUCUGUGGCGAGCAUUGCGUGGAAAUUUAUAUUUAAAUUAUGCGGAAAUUGAUGAACCAAUAACUGAUCCAGAAACAGAUGAAGUUCUUGAAAAAAAUGUGUUUAUUAUAUUUGCUCAUGGUCGAGAACUUAUAAACAAGAUUAGAAAAAUCUCAGAAUCUUUAGGGGCCACACUUUAUAAAGUGGAUGAUAAUCCUGAUCAAAGAAAAAAAAGUUUAAAGGAGAUUACUGAUCAAAUAGAAGAUCAUAAUUCGGUAUUGUUGAAUACCAAAAAUGCUAGAAGAUCAGAAUUAAUUAAAAUUGCGGAAGAUUUAUCGAUUUGGAUGACUAUUGUAAAGAAAGAAAAAGCUAUUUAUCAUAAUAUGAAUUUAUUUAUUUAUGAUUCGAAUCGAAAGUGUUUAAUUGCGGAGGGCUGGUGUCCUACCAAUGACCUUGAUCAAAUUAAACAAACUCUUAAAGCUGCAACUGAUAUGUUAGGUUCAACAGUUCCAUCAAUUUUGAAUGAACUUGCUACAACAAAGGAACCACCAACUUUCCACCGAACAAAUAAAUUUACUGUCGGAUUUCAAGAAAUAGUUGAUGCAUACGGAGUUGCUAGAUAUCGAGAAGUCAAUCCGGGAUUAUUUACCGUAAUCACAUUUCCAUUUUUAUUUGCUGUAAUGUUUGGAGAUUGUGGUCAUGGGGUUUUGAUUUUAGAAAUGUUCUUUGGUGGACGAUAUAUAAUUUUAUUGAUGGGUUUAUUCUCUAUAUAUACCGGGUUAAUUUACAAUGAUAUGUUUUCGAGAACACUUAAAUUGUUUCCAUCAGGAUUUGUAUGGCCCCUUAAUCAGACAGGGGUAAUUGAAGCACGACAAGCAUGGCACGGUACCGAUAAUUAUUUAUUAUUUACUAAUUCUUAUAAAAUGAAAAUGUCCAUCAUUUUGGGAGUAAUUCAGAUGAGUUUUGGUAUAAUUCUCACAAUUUAUAAUUACACAUAUUUUAAAAAAACAAUAAGCAUAUAUGCAGAAUUUAUUCCUCAAAUGUUAUUUAUGCAAAGUAUAUUUGGAUAUUUAGUUUUUACAAUAAUUUAUAAAUGGUCAAUUGAUUGGUAUGAGAAGGAUACAGAAGGGAAUGCACUUCGUAAUAGUCCACCGGGAUUAUUAAAUAUGUUGAUUUAUAUGUUUUUACAACCUGGAACUGUUUCUGAAACAACUCUUCUCAUAAUUGCUUUGAUUUGUAUUCCAUGGAUGUUAUUCGUAAAACCAUUUAUUUUAAGACAAGAAUAUAAAAAAAUUCGUACACAAGGAUAUCAUAAUCCACAAACUGAUGCCACACGUAUUUCAACUGAUGAAGAUAAUGAAUAUGGUGGAGCAGUUGUUGCGGAAGAAAUGCUUGAAAUAGAAGAAUUUGAUUUUGGUGAAAUUAUAGUACAUCAAGUUAUACAUACUAUAGAAUUUUGUUUAGGUUGUAUUUCAAAUACUGCAAGUUAUCUUCGAUUAUGGGCUUUAAGUUUAGCUCACGCUCAGUUAUCAGUAGUAUUAUGGGACAUGACGCUUAAACCAACGCUUCAUAUGAAAGGAGUAUUUGGAAUUAUUGCCUUCAUUAUAGCGCUUACUUUGUGGUUUUGUUUGACGAUUGGAAUUUUAUUAUUGAUGGAAGGUUUAUCAGCAUUUUUGCACGCUUUACGUUUGCAUUGGGUCGAAUUUAACGGCAAAUUUUAUGAGGGUACUGGUAGAAAAUUUGAGCCAUUUUCAUUUGAAAUAUUAUUGAAGCGUGAAGAAUAA
Messenger RNA from Diversispora eburnea, 2358 nucleotides. NCBI's taxonomy places the organism in Eukaryota, Fungi, Glomeromycota, Glomeromycetes, Diversisporales, Diversisporaceae. The record is from the annotation of a GenBank genome assembly.